Molecule: messenger RNA, 462 nt
Organism: Caenorhabditis remanei
Lineage: Eukaryota; Metazoa; Nematoda; Chromadorea; Rhabditida; Rhabditidae
Exons: 2
Coding region: 1-462 (153 amino acids)
Source: RefSeq, a predicted model, not a curated record
AUGCCUGACGAAGAGGAGACAUCUCGAUUAGCGUGGACGAAACGUCUAUCCCGACGACUAAAUAAACGAAGCUCCUCCCUAAUCGCGUCUCUUCUCGGAAGUAGAAACGGUGCGACAUCCAGUAAAACAAUAAAUGAACCGACAACAACUGAAGAUGAACUAGAUGAGGAAAGUAUGGAAGACGUCAAGAGAAGAGAGGCGAUGGCUGCGAGAAGAGCAUCUGCUGCUCCGAAUGGAGACAAUCGAGUUGGAUCGAGAAGUGGCGGAGGCAAGGAGAAAUCCACGUCGAGACGGAGAAGUGUCGACAGGAUUUGGGCGUAUAAACUUAAGUCAUAUAAAAUACUAUUUAAAAAUGGUAGACUGUGUCGUGUACUCCUCGUGGACAAGAUGGAGGUGAAAUCUCAUGUUCUGGAGCUGGAACUGCCAUUGACCAGACCCAGAGAUGCUUAUAGGGAUUCCUAA